AUGAAGUGCACUCCCGAGAAUGGUUUCUUUCCGGAUUUAUCUUCUGUGUCUCGAACUGAUGUCAUAUUUUUUUGUUCACCUAACAAUCCAACUGGUGCUGCUGCAACAAGGGAUCAACUGACUCGACUGGUGCAGUUUGCAAAGGACAAUGGUUCGAUUAUAGUCUAUGAUUCUGCGUAUGCAAUGUAUAUAUCUGAUGACAAACCAAGGUCCAUCUUUGAAAUUCCUGGUGCAAAAGAGGUUGCCAUUGAGGUUGCAUCAUUUUCCAAAUACGCUGGAUUUACGGGAGUCCGUUUAGGUUGGACAGUGGUUCCCAAGGAGCUUCAAUUUUCCGAUGGGUUUCCAGUGGCCAAGGACUUCAAUCGUAUUGUUUGUACUUGCUUCAAUGGUGCAUCUAACAUCGCCCAAUCUGGAGGUCUGGCAUGUCUUUCACCAGAAGGCCGCCAGGCUAUGCAGGAAGUGGUUGGUUUCUAUAAAGAAAAUGCCAAAAUCAUUGUCGAAACUUUCACUUCACUUGGUUUUCACGUUUAUGGGGGGGACAAUGCACCAUAUGUGUGGGUUCACUUUCCCGGCCAGAAAUCAUGGGAUGUUUUCAGUAAAAUUCUUGCGAACACCCAUGUUGUUACAACUCCUGGCAGUGGUUUUGGACCUGGCGGUGAAGGUUUUGUGAGGGUUAGUGCCUUCGGUCAGAGGGCCAAUGUGUUGGAAGCGUGUAGAAGAUUGAAGGAGUGUACAUGUGAAGAAAUGACAUCCAUUUUCUAUCAUAUUAGAUGUUUUAUGCUAUUGUAG
This is a messenger RNA of Thlaspi arvense, 789 nucleotides long. The record is from the annotation of a GenBank genome assembly. Lineage: Eukaryota; Viridiplantae; Streptophyta; Magnoliopsida; Brassicales; Brassicaceae.